This is a messenger RNA of Cladocopium goreaui, 1347 nucleotides long. NCBI's taxonomy places the organism in Eukaryota, Dinophyceae, Suessiales, Symbiodiniaceae. The record is from the annotation of a GenBank genome assembly.
AUGGCGACGAUGUUGUGGAUGCUAUUUAGCGCAGCUUUGACGCCCACCUCGGGCGUCACGGCGGGCACGGGCGUCUUUGAGCCGUGGCUACAGGAGCUAUGGAAACAGCCCACGGCGCAGGCAUUGGACCUGCGGGUAGCCAAGGGCCUUGGCGCCAAAGGCUAUGGCAAGGUGCGCAUUUCAGUGGUGGCUCCACAGCUGAUGGAGCUUUCAGAUUUCAAUUUCACCUACAAGCAGCAAUUCCGCUACAGAUGGACCCAGAAUUUCUUGCACAGCGCCUUGGUCGAUGUGAAGCCUGGAAAGAACACCUUCACCAUCGCAGGGCAGUCCGUGCAAGUGGACCUUCCCGCAGAGAAUCAGGGCAUCCGCGCGGUCUUUUGGUCCGACCCCUGCUUUUCGUCCAAGUGGAUUAGCUGCGCUUACGCUGAGAAAUUUCAGACUUUUCCACGCUCCGUAGCCAUGUUGAACGCGGUCUACAAGGACCCGAGCAUGGACAUGUUUGCCAUCCUUGGGGACAACUUCUAUGACCAGACAGGUGAACUGGCCAAGACUAUCUUCGAUCAGUUGUCACCAGACGUGAAGCGACGCUUUCUGCUGGUGGUCAAUGGCAACCAUGACAACUGGGUUUGUGGUGGUCCCGGGUGUGGAGAUGUUAGCGACAACUUUGGCAUUGGACAAAUGCAGUACUACACGGCGGACCCCAUCGCUUCACGGAGCGGGAACGGCGACUUUCUGGACUUUUCCAUUGAUCCAGACCAGAGGAAGGCCUGGAAGACUUUCCAGAACAAAGGCUCCAACUUCUUGGUCUACCACAAGUUGGGCAACAUCGGCUUUCUGGGCUUCAGUGGUGCGGCGGACUUUCAGGACAUGAAACCCUACUUCGAGGAGGCCUGCGACUAUUUCGUGCAGACGCAGCCUGCUACAGUGUUCCCAUUGGGCCAUUGGAAUGGAGGUGGUAUGGGCUGCCAGCCGGGCAUGUCAGUGCCUGCGCUUCGCAACGAGUUGCUAUCGCUCACGCAGUGCCGAGCCCUGGGCAAUCGUUUGAAGUAUAUGGACGGCCACGAGCACUGCAACUAUGUGCAGGCAAACACCACUGAACCAGUGGGGUUCAUGAUCGGCGCCCAUGGUAUGGAUGACUCCUGCAAGGCCCAGUAUGGCUUCCUCUACCUGGACAGCAGCAACGGCCGUGUGAAGCUCUACUACUUCGAGGUGGCCUCCGAGUCGGCAGACCAGUACGACCAGCUGAUCGCCUGCGUGGCGAAGGGAGGAUUGAGCUCUUGCACAAAGAUGGCCCAGCUCUGGCUGGAUGUCCCUGUGACCAGCGAGACAGAGACCUACGUCGUUUGA